Messenger RNA from Cavia porcellus (domestic guinea pig), 7050 nucleotides. RefSeq names its product signal peptidase complex subunit 3 (gene Spcs3). The transcript is spliced from 5 exons. Gene Ontology annotation, cellular component: signal peptidase complex; membrane. Gene Ontology annotation, biological process: protein targeting to ER. The record is from RefSeq and is a predicted model, not a curated record. Bases 143 to 685 code for a protein of 180 amino acids. Lineage: Eukaryota; Metazoa; Chordata; Mammalia; Rodentia; Caviidae.
GACCGGAAAGGAGGCGGGGCGGCGGCGGCGCGCGCUCCCGAAACGUGCACAAGGCAGGCGCGCGGAUCUGAGGAAGCCGGUCUGCUGCGGGAACGCGAGCCUGCAGCCUGUGUGGAGACAGGGCUCCUGAGAGACGGUCGCGAUGAACACGGUGCUGUCGCGGGCGAACUCCCUGUUCGCCUUCUCCCUGAGCGUGAUGGCGGCGCUCACCUUCGGCUGCUUCAUCACCACAGCCUUCAAAGACAGGAGCGUCCCGGUGCGGCUGCACGUCUCGCGGAUCAUGCUAAAAAAUGUAGAAGACUUCACUGGACCUAGAGAAAGAAGUGAUCUGGGAUUCAUUACAUUUGAUAUAAGUGUGGAUUUAGAGAAUAUAUUUGAUUGGAAUGUUAAGCAGUUGUUUCUUUAUUUAUCAGCAGAAUAUUCAACAAAAAAUAAUGCCCUGAACCAAGUUGUCCUCUGGGACAAGAUUGUUCUGAGAGGUGAUAAUCCAAGGCUGCUCUUGAAAGACAUGAAAACAAAAUAUUUCUUCUUUGAUGAUGGAAAUGGUCUCAAGGGAAACAGGAAUGUCACUUUGACCCUAUCUUGGAAUGUUGUACCAAAUGCUGGAAUUCUACCUCUUGUGACAGGAUCUGGACAUGUAUCUGUCCCAUUUCCAGAUACAUACGAAAUAACAAAGAGCUAUUAAAUUAUUCUGAACUUGAAACAACAUAUUUUUAUACUUAAUGAAUUAUAUCUCAUUUAUCUCUUCCCUUGCAUCUUCUGUUUCUUUUUUUUUUUUGGUUUUUUCUUAGGGGGGUGUUAUUUUUUGGUGUAAGAAUGUCAAAGACAUAUUUGAAGGAAAGGGUUAAAUAAUUUUGCAAAUAAUGACAAAGUCAUCAGAGUUGAGUAUUACAAAAAUAAGGCAACUGCAUAAUAAGGAUUUGUGAAAAAAUAUGUAUUUUAAGUAUUCACUCUAUUUCCAUUGUUCUUUAUGGAAUAUAAAGUGAGCACGAAGGGUUAUAAAAACUUUCAGGUGCCUGUAGAGUCAUAAGAACUCUGAAUUUUAUGUGUUGAGUUCAUGAAAGCUCAUACUGGAUGUGACUUAGAUAGACAUUCUUUUGUAUCUUUUAGGGUAUGUUAGCUUAGUAGGAAAAGUAAAUACAGUUACUUAUUAUAAGCCUGGUUUACAAAAAGCCAAAAGAGAUAGAAUUUUGUUUCAUUUGUUUCAGGAAUACUCACAAAGCUUGUGUUUCUUAAAGUACUAGCAGCUUUCUCCACUUAAAGAAUGAAUACCUCUUUAUAUGCUAUAAAUCAUUCACACUUAUGUUAAAAUCUCAAGUCAAUCAAAUGUGUGUCUUUCAGUGCUUUUUCUAAAAGCCUUUCUUUGUAUAUCUUUGUAUAAUUUUUUUAGCAUUGCCAUUGAAAGUUGAAAAUGUUUGCAUGGUUUACCAUCUAAGUUUAUUCUUGUGAGCAUGCCAAGUGCCACUAAGUGGUAAUCAUUUACAGCUCUAGGUCCACAUUUUAAUAAUCUUUGAAGUAGUAAUAAUUGCAUUGUGGUUUUCCAUUUACAAAGCCCUCUCACGUAUUUUGUUAUGUUGUGCUCAGUAACUAGUGAGGUAAAUAGUGCCUGUGUUAGCUCUUUGCAGAUAAAAAACCUAAAAUGCAGUUUAGUGAGUUGUUCGAAAGUAAAUAACUAGCAAGGAAUGAAGUUAAAAUUUGAACAGAAGUCUUCUAAUUCUCUGAGCUUAUUUUUACCUUUUACCUCAGUUUAUAGAUUAUAGUUCCCUUACAAAUUUUUUUUUUUUUUUUGUCUUUUUCCUUUUUGUGGGUACCAGGGAUCGAACUCAUGACUGCCUGCUUGCAAGGCAGGCGCUUACGCCGCUGAGCUAAAUCCCCAGCCCCCCCUUACAAUUUUUGUAAUGUUUUCUUGUUACCUGGACACCUUUCUAUCAUUCCUAUAAGUGGUUUGUUACUUAUAUAGAAGUGACUAAUUUUGAAGCUGCCACCAACUCAGAUAGCAGUAGUAUCUCAUCUUACUUCAUGAAUUUAUUUAUUUUGAAAUAUAAAGAAAAUAUUAAAUUUAUGUUAAAGUAAUUUUGUGAAUAUAUAAUAUAUGAUUGGCUACAUGAUUAUAUUUUUUGUAACUUUUUGUUGAAUGAGCAAAUAAGUAUCUUAAAGAUUGCAACUGCAUGUACCCUUAAAAGCAAAGCCAAACACUAUAGUUAUACGAUCAGCGGCAACCAAAAGGGCUAACAUUUUAUAACAGUUUAAACUGACUAAUAUUUGUUUUGUUUACCUCACGGGAAAUAUAUCACUGUUUAGUUACAUUCAUUUAAGAGCUGUUAUAUGUGUUUGUAUGAUUUAUGUCAAAAGUAAGAUUUUUUUCGAACAGGCAAAAAGGUCAGAGAUAUAACAUGAAUACGAGGCUGGUUUUGGCUUCCAGCUUUUUGAUUAAACUUCAGGGUCUUGGUGUUUGUAUCUGUAAAAUGGCAGAAUUGGACAUGUUAACUUAAGUGAUGAUCCUUUUAAACCACACAAUUUUGUAAGAUUCAGUUAUCUGGUCGUCAAAGAGAUUGAACAAACAAAGCACCUUAGUCAUAUAAAGAUAGUGUGAUUGAAAGACGUAACACAUAAUUCAUACUGAUCUGACUUUAUUUCUGUUACAUUUUACUUCAGUUACUUUAUUACAUUUUGUUUCAUUUACUUUGUACAAACACUGGAUGUAUAAACUUAAAAUCCAUAGGUGUCAAACUCAAAAAGACUGGGUCUGUUCUCAUUAAAAAAAGCAGUUAUGAUAAUUUUGCAGUUUGAACCAGACCUGACUUGCAGUUUAACAGUUCUUUAUAUUUUUAUGGUAAGUGGAUCUAUUAGUGUAGAAAGUAAUGUUGAUAUUUAAGUUGCAGUUUAUUUAUUUGGCAACGUCAUAUUUUUGGAGUUUGGUGAGAAGUGCAAAGGCACACUUAACACAACGUGGAUAAAAAGUUUUCUUUUUUACUUAACUAAGAGAGACUGCUCAGGAUAAGUAUGCUCUAUCAUGAGAAUAAGGAAUCUGUGUCUCAGGAACUCAUUUUUGGUGUGGACAGCUUUAUUGUACCAUAAUUGUACGUUUUAAAAUGUUGACCGUAUUCUUAGUUGUAAAAAAAGCCUCAUUAAAUCUCUACAAACAAUCUAGGUUUCAAACUAAUAAGAACCUCAGCAUGGCUAAAAAUGUCUGAGCCCAGAGAUGGUUCUGAAAAGAGAGUAAUUGUAAGACAUUUACUGAAUACCUGCAGUUAGGAAUGAGUUCCUUUUAAUAUGUAGUGCCAACGUUGCCAACAUAACCUUUCUGUGUAGCAUAACCUAGACAAGAGCUAAGACUUUUUUAUUUCUGUAACUGAUUGUAUUUUAGUUUCUUUUUGCUGAAAAGAACACAAAAAGCUUCAGAAAUUCCCAAGGGUCAAAUAGAAAAACAUUUCGAGUUUUUUUUUUUCUGGAAUGAAUGUACUUUGCUAGGUUUGGACAGCCAGUUAACCUUAGAAAUGUGCUCUAAGAAGCUAAAGCUUUGAGUUUUGGGGCUACGUAGGUUAUGGAAGGGUUUUAAAAAAUACUUUAAUCAACAUAUAAUGGGCUUAUGGGAGGAGAAACCAUAAGCCAUGGAUUUUGAUUGCGGCCACAAACUUAGCCUUUUCAGAAGUUUUCCUUGCUUUAAGAAAGCCUCUGCACAUUACCUGAGACUGCCAGAAGUUUAGAGACUGCUUUGAAAAAGGUGUAUGUUUUUGAUGCAGUUUGGCAAAUUGUUUACUUCAAAUAUAUGAAUACACAAAAAUUCAUGAGAACAUUGACUAUAUGAAUAUUUUCUUAAUUGUAAUAGUUGGCAUUUUCUAAUGAAAAUGAAUUUUAUUUACAAGUGAAAGACUUUCUAAGAUUUUUAUGCAAAGCUGCUGAACUAGAAGGUGAAAAGAUGAAACCAGGUCUAAUUGUACAUGCCUAUAAUCCCAGCAUUGGGGAGGCUCAGGCAGAAAGAUCACCAGAAGUGUAUGAGGCUAGCCUGAUUUAGUUCAACACCAGCCUGAACUACAAAGUCAGAUCAUAUCCCUAAUAAUCAAAUACAAAACAACAACAACAAAAAGCUCUGGUGAACUACAGGUUGAAUGAGAGAAAAAAGUUAAUUAUGCCUAAAGUAUCUAAAGACCAUGUUCCUAGACUGUAAGCCCUUUGAGGGCAGGCUGUCAGAGUUAUCUUUGUAUCUUCCCCUGCACCUAGUGUAGUGCCUUGCACGUGAUAGGUGCCCAAUAAAUACUAAUGAUGAUGAAGUCACUCUGUUUCUAACGUGACUAAAUGAUGGGGACUAAUUGUCCUCAUUUGUAAAGUACUGCUUUUUUAAGUGCUGACCUCCUGGUAGUAUUAGAUCUGACUUCCUUUUUCCUUUCAAACUCAGUUGGAUUGCCCAAUAAAGAUAAAUGCUACUUCCGUUCCAGGUACUGUAACUUGUCCAAAGGAGAAAGCAAAGUGAUAGCUAUUUCACAUAAGAUUGACAUGUACGUUUGCUUUAACACUGGAAAAUUUUAAUAGACCUGACAUCCAACCACUAAGAUGCUUGUUAAAAUAUAACUCCAGAAGAAAGUUUUAAAAUACACACUUAACGGUUGAAAGCCCAGUUGUUUGCCUCUGGUGUUGGGCACAUCGGCUCUGGUUUGGAUUACCGUUGCUCUGACUGCACUAAACUCAGUGAUUGUAGAAAUCUUAUUCUUUCUGUCUCAGAGAGAUAGAAGUUUAUCAGAAGGCACAUGUGGCAAUAAAUUCAAACAGAAACCCUGGGAACCACAAAAAUAAGUUUAGAGGGUAAAUAUUUAACCCAAGUGUUUUCCUAUCAGGGAUUUUAUGAGGUGAGUUAGAUACUGGUUUUGUUUCCCAGUAUGGGGAACCCUAUGCCUUCUCUUUAGCCCUUAGGUCUUUCUUUUGUUUUACUUCCCUAGAUGAAGUAUUAAUGCAAGAAUUCUUGUUUCAGUCGACAGUUGAUUUAUGAGUUAGCUCAUCAAAAAGUUAAACUGAGUAAAUGUGCCUUCAUGUAUUCAAGGGCCCCUUGCUGCAGGGUUUUCAUGUGUGUAAACACAUCCCACUUUUGUUCAUCUGUGAGUCCAGUUGGAAAUGAGUAUCAGAACUGAAACGUAGAGGAGCUAAUGACAGAAGUAAAUAUUUGAAAUGAAAGCAGCUCUGAGCCUUCUAAAGGCUGUCAUUUCUGUGACACUGUGCUCUCUUCCUUUGUUAGGGAAGUCUGUAACCUUCCUGGCAAAUGAAUCAGUGCAGAGUGGGAAGAAAUCUGUGACCCGAGUGGGGAGGAGUGGGGUUCUGAAGUACAGAGAUCAGACUAGCCGAAGGAGUGAGGCAGUCAUCUUUAAGGGGGUAGGGUAGUAAUCUUCCCAAAGUUGUAUGGACACCUCCCAGCUUUCUACAGUCUGGGGAGUUGUGCUGAGAAAGACUAGAGAAAAUACAGGUAGAGAGGAGACAGGCACAUUGUAAUUUUAACAUCAGACUUAUGAAAAACUGCAGCUUCAGGACAUAAAGUCACCAAGGUUACAGUGACCUUUUCCAGGAUACUUAAAAAAUUCUCAAAGGUUUUACAGAUAGCAGUAUAUCUAUAAAUUGGGUGCCUUGACUUUUCUCCAGAGUGCGAACUUUCUGGCUGAUAAACCUCGUUAUACUUCACUGACAUGUCUUGAAAAUUCUGUUUCUGUAAUGAUAGUCAAUGAACCUACAGCCUACCCCAUGAAUGGAGUGCUUUCAAGUGCCCAUCUCUUAGGGGGACUUCAUUGGACCGCAUCCUGUGAUGGGGACAGUGAGACUCCCCUGUGUAUUAAUCCUUAUGUAUGACAAACUAGGUUUGUUAAUCUAGUUGGAUCAUAUUUUUAAAAAAUUUACAAGUGGGUUUUAUAAGAAGAAACUGCUGCUUGAGCAUUUGAAAGCCCAACAGUAGUAGCAUCAAACUUGCAUUAAUUUAAGAAAACAAGAAUUUAUUACUGCAAACAUAAAUAAGAAGCCAGUAGAGUGGUUCAGGCAGCUUUCCACAUUGUGUGAUUGCAGGCCCAGGUGCCUUUCCUCUUGUGACUGUCACCCCAGGGUUUCAGUCUUCCACCCUCAAGCUGGAUGGUGGAGGUUGGGGAAAAAGAAGGCUCACCUGCUUCAUGAGCAUGGCUCAAGAUUACCACAUCACCGACUCAUUCUGAGGGUGCAAAUGAACUGCACAGCCCUAUAUGAUUUAAUGGGCACAUUUUUCAGGCACAACUGUAUGUUAGAAGACUGAAUCUUGCAUACAUAAUCAUAGUAUCACUUCUUGUUUAUGCUCACUUGGCUUAAGCUGACCAGCCCUCUAGCAGGGAGUGACCACUUGAUCAUCAUGAUUAUUGUAAAUACUUUAUUCAUCUUGUCUGUAGCAUAUAGGCAUUAAGGAUUUUCUGAAGGUGAAUGUAGUAGUUUUACAGGUUCAGGCAAUAACAGGUGAAAGUUACUUGGCAGAAAUAAAAUUUCUAGCCUCCUACAUCAUCUAGAAUGUUUUGUUUUGUUUUGUUUCCCCCCCAUCUAUAGUUUGUGCAUUGAAAUUCAAUAGGCAAAUGAUUUCCUAUUGAACACUGCUCAAAAGUGUUGCCCAGCUUUAGUCUGAGUUGCCAAUGAUGUCUGUAGUUGGAAGAGAUACCUAGAAUACAACAUUAUAUGCAGGUAAUUUUAAGCAUUGGAGGACUCAUCAAAACUGUUGGGAUCACCAAAGCUUUGUGUAAGAAGCAGAAAUAAAAUUCACUUAACUAAAAGUGUACUACCACAUCAUACUCCCAUCACUGUUAACUUCCUUACUAUCCUAAAACUUGCCUAGCAAAUUCUUGCCGCGAAAUUUUUGCAUUGGCUUCCUGUUAAUGAAACAUUGCUUCUUGACUGUAGCAUUAUUUGUUAUAGUUCUUGUUGCUACUUAAGAUUUUAUACAUCCAUUAUAUGUGUAAGUUUAUUGACUGUCAGUUUAAUGAUAGAGGCCUGUGCUUCUUGUUUUCUUAAAAGACUACAUGUUUGUUGAGUGAAUUGAAUUAAUAAAAAGCAAGAAAAUGA